Messenger RNA from Symbiodinium sp. CCMP2592, 3432 nucleotides. NCBI's taxonomy places the organism in Eukaryota, Dinophyceae, Suessiales, Symbiodiniaceae. The record is from the annotation of a GenBank genome assembly.
AUGACUGAGUUUGAGCUUGUUUGCCUCCUCCCGCUGGCUUUCGACCCUUUCCAGCGGCUUUGGGCUUGCGACCAUGUUGGACCAAGCAGUUUCAUUGGAAAGGCGCUGGCCUUUGUAAUCUCCCAUGGUGUUUGGCUUGUUGGGCCUCACACCCAAAACAACGCAGAAGGCAAGGAUAGGCUUGCCCAGAGUGCGCAGCUGCGGUCCACAAGGUAUAGUUCCUUGGCUGCGGCACUCGCCGCAAAAGGCUUGCCGUUGGCGCUGACGGCAGCCGGGGACCUCAGCUUCAGCUCGGCUCACGAAGGGCUUGGGAGUGCCCCUGCGCCCUUGGUGGCCAUCCCACCGCUGCCACCGGCAUUGGGCGCGGCACCAGAAAUCUUCGAGUCAGCACCGCUCCUCCCACCCCUUCCCACCAGGCCUCCAGAGCCCCCGCCUCCCCCCGCACCUCCCCCGCCGCCCCCUCCACCCCCAAACUCGCCUCCACCGCCGCCGGCACCCCCAGACAACAAGCCAAAGCAUGAGGAGAAGAAGGAGGACAAGGCCACGGCCAGUCUCUCCGAUUGGUCCGAGCACAAAGAUGCCAAGACCGGCCAGACGUACUUCCACAACCGAGCGACCGGCGAGUCUACCUGGUCGAAUCCCGCGCUCGCCAAAGCUGCAGCGCCAAGAACGAAGGAGCCCGAAGCUGGUCUCAUCCCGGGCACCAAGGAUCCGGUUCAGGAGGAGCCAAAGCCUGCUCCAAAGCCGUCGCCUGCCGCCAAAGCUGCUGAGCCGAAAGCUGCUACAUCUGCACCAAAGCAUGUGGAGACGAGCAGCGAUCAGCCCGAGCUCUCUGCCCUAAUCGUCUUCGAAGACGCUGUUGGCUUGGGCUUCGCAGAUGUCGCCCGCGAGCUUCUGCUGAGCAGCGGCUGCGCCAUUCUUCUGGAUAGGCCUUGCCCUCUGGACAUGCUCACCCUGCGACUGCUCCUCGGUUGCUCGGCGAGAGGCUCUGGACAGAGGGACGGCGUCGAGGCUUCCUUGCAGCUGUGGCUGCAUCAUCUUCAGGGCCACCAGCACCACCUUUUCGUGGUGCGCCGAUCGGGGGCCAUAGCCCUCCUUUUGCAGUUCUGCUUCGGGCCCUACCUGCGGCGCCAAUUUCGAGAAGCUGCUUCGCACGGUCCCUUGACCUCCACUUGGCCCUUCCUCCACCUGGAGGAGGAUCUGAGGCCAUGGCCGCCACCUAUGUUGCCAUGUUUGCAGUCCCUUCUUUCCGGCUCCCCUCCGGCGCACUUGAGCGGGAAGGGUCCGGAACUGGAGCAGGCGAGCAAACCAAUUUCCGCUCCCGUCAUUGCGACGGCAUGCCAUUCCCGCGCUCACGCUUCUGCCGUGGUCGGUCGCCUUGCCGCUGAGCUGCUCCAGAGCCAGGAGGUUGUGCUGGUGAUGCGCGGGUCUGCGGACGAGACUGACUUCCAGUCGGCGCGCAAGACGUUGUCUGCGCCGCCUCUCGGCUUCGUGGAACUUCUGUACACCACUGACCCGGCCGUGAUAGGCGACGCGAUGGUCUCGGCAUCUGCUAGGCCGUCAGCAUUGCAUCCUGAAAGGGUCAUGCCAGUAUCCAUCCUCCGGGCAGGCUUGGGGUAUUCCGAGACGAGCACUUCCUGGUGUGACAAAGCUCCUGACGGCGCUGCAAGAGGUUUGGCAAGGGUGGCGUUGUUCUCGCGAGUUUGCGGGGCCUACGAAGUGAAGGCCUUCUCUUCCCUGCUUCAGCGCAGGGCACGCAGCCUGGUGGCAGAGGACGAUGGUUUCGCUUGCGCGCUUUUCGAGGCUUACAAGGCUCUCGAGCAGAAGGGGGUUGUCCUCGUGUGGCAGCCAACGGACGUGGACCUUGCCAUUGCCAGUGUUUGGCCAGACUGUGCGGCGCCGGCGCCUCUUAUGCCACUGAGCACGAAGCUAGCAGAUCGCUGCCUCCGCCUUGCUGAUCCUGACCUCGGGCUGGGCCGGCUGUUGGGCAUCCUACCAGACGGAAGGCCUAGAACGGCUUUGGCAACCUGGCCGGCUGAUGUGGUGCUUCCUGGCGCCGAGCACGGGGAAUUCACAGUGGCUGGUCGCAGGAUUUGGAGCGAGACGGUCGAAGGUCAGUUUGCCUCGGCUUUGGCCAUGACCAAGCACGUGUUGCGGCUCCUCUUCUUUGCCUCUGGGUGCCGCGGGCAGGGUCCUGGGCCAUUCCGCUACUCUUUGCUUCAGUUUCCGCGAAACUUGGCUCCGGAGGACAAGCCUUGGGUUACCAUCGCCGUGCGCGAUUCUGUUCCAUGGAGAAGCUUGGAUCGGCACCCCGAGGUCUACCAAACGACUCCGCGACUUCGCCCGGUGAAAUUAUGCAUUACUGAGCUGAAAGCUCUGCGCCUGGAAGGAGAAGUUGUUGCUGAAGAUGCUGCGGGCGGAAAGGUUUCCAAAGGUUGGCGAUUGAGUCCCGGGGGUGAUUUGCCCGCGGUCGCACCGACUGCAGUCUUGGCUGCGGAGCUGUUGGGGGUCAAGUCGGAUGCUGUGACAUCGCCGAAAGCAUGCGAAAAGCCCUCGCAAGGAUUGGCCGAGUUGGUCAGCAGCUGUAAGGAGGUGGAUUCUGCGACCCUCAUUUUCGACACGGCCCCGAACGAGCUGAAGGCUACCGUGCCUGCCACGAGAGCACUCCCUGUGGACCUCUGCUUCCAGGCUCGUGGUGCAGAAGAGUUCUUGACCAAGACCUUCGAAGUGCCACGGCGUGGCCACAUGCAGACGGAAGCCAUGUUGCUCGGUGCAAGCCUUGCACGCCUGGCGAUCCAGAAUGAAGUCGCGCCCUUGGAGUGGACAAAUGCCGCUGCCGCACUGCAACGGGCGGAGCAGGCGCUACACGGCUGCUCGAGAAGCUUGCAGCAACUCUACUGUCGUGAGAUGCCAGACUGGCUGCUUACAGAAUCAGCACCAAGCAGAUCAAAGCCGCGGUGUCGGACACUGUGCAACGAGGCAGUUGGUGACGUGGUCGAAGCAUGGAAGCUUCUGUCCUCUGAGAGCACCGUCACAGACCUUGGCGAGUACUUCACUAAUCAGUUCCUGUCCUUGAGCUGCUACGGCUCGCUGAUCGCGACACAGCCUGCCAGCUACCUCAGCGCAGAAGGGCCGUUGUUGGCCAGUGAGGUGCUGGUCAACUACACCGGCGCGCAGCCUGAGCUACACAUUUGGGGAGCACUUCCGGUACUGUCCAAGCCCGGUCGCUUUGCAGCCCAGCUGUGGAUGAUGCUCCGCUUGGACAAGAGUCUGCGAAGCUAUGGUGAGGCGUCGCCGGCAUUGACUGACGGCUUCCUGCAGUGUUACCUCAAGGAGGCGUCAAGUGGCAGUUCGGUGGCAGCUGUUCGCCUGCGGCUUCACUGUGUGCCGCACCGUCGGCAAGAAGAGUGGAGCAAGCAAGCACUAAGUUAA